Messenger RNA from Planococcus citri (citrus mealybug), 1295 nucleotides. RefSeq names its product phosphatidylinositol transfer protein vib (gene vib). The record is from RefSeq and is a predicted model, not a curated record. Gene Ontology annotation, cellular component: cytoplasm. The transcript is spliced from 10 exons. The coding region runs from base 193 to 1086 and encodes 297 amino acids. Gene Ontology annotation, biological process: phospholipid transport. Lineage: Eukaryota; Metazoa; Arthropoda; Insecta; Hemiptera; Pseudococcidae. Gene Ontology annotation, molecular function: phosphatidylcholine intramembrane carrier activity; phosphatidylinositol transfer activity; phosphatidylinositol binding.
UUUUUCCUUCUUCGUUCAUCGUUUCAGAUAGUCGUAUAGUCGUGUACGAGUUUUUUCGAAUUGAUGUGUAAUAGUGAUUAAAAUUAAAUUGUUUUCGUGGUUCGUGGAGUUUAAUCCGAAAUCGCUUUCUAAUGCUGUAAAAUUGCUCUUAAGAAUUUGCAUUUUGUGUCUCAGUUCCGUAAAAUUUAAGGCAUGUUGAUUAAAGAAUUCCGAGUAACUCUGCCGCUGACCGUCGAAGAAUAUCAAGUGGCGCAGCUUUAUUCUGUCGCUGAAGCCAGCAAAAAUGAAACCGGCGGUGGAGAAGGGAUCGAAGUUCUGAAGAAUGAGCCCUUCACUAACUAUCCGCUGCUUAGCGGUAGAUAUUCCGAAGGACAGUAUACGUACAAAAUCUACCAUUUGGCUAGCAAAGUUCCCGCCUUUAUUAAAAUGAUAGCGCCAAAAGGCUCUUUAGAAAUACACGAAGAAGCAUGGAACGCGUAUCCGUACUGUAGAACUAUUAUAACGAAUCCAAAUUUUAUGAAAGAGAAAUUUUUUAUCAUUAUUGAAACGUUACACGUUGGUGAUCGAGGGUUUUCAGAAAACAAUCCCGGUUAUAUGAAAGAAAAUUUCAAAAUUGUUGUCGAGUCUUUUCAUAUAGCCGACAGAGGAGAACAGGAAAAUGUUCACGAGUUGCCACAAGAUAAAUUAAAACAAAGAGAAAUAGUUCAUAUUGAUAUUAGUAACGAUACAGUCGCUCCGAAUGAUUAUAAAAGGGAUGAAGAUCCGUCUUUAUUCAAAAGUAAAAAAACCAACCGAGGGCCUUUGGUUGGCAAUUGGAUCGAAAGGGUGGAUCCGGUUAUGACCUGUUAUAAAUUAGUUACUGCUGAAUUCAAAUGGUUCGGAUUGCAGACUAGAGUAGAAAAUAUUAUUCAAAGAUCAGAAAGACGGUUAUUUACCACUUUCCAUAGACAAGUAUUCUGUUGGAUGGAUAAUUGGCAUGGACUUACCAUGGACGAUAUUCGAAGGAUCGAAGAAAGAACGAAAGAAGAAUUAGAUCGGCAACGAAAUACCGGAAAUGUCCGAGGUAUGAAAGCGGAUACGGAAUAAAAAUGAUCGGUACAUCGGUAUCCGUAAAUUUUACCUUCGUUUCAACGCGAAGUAUUUACCAUGGGUUAUUGUAUUUUUCUUCGACUAUAUAUUUUUUUUCUCUGCUGUACUUAAAAGAAGUAAUUAAAAAAUAAUAUUUUAAAGGUGUCAUGCGCGCGAUUACAUUCGACGUUUUAGUUGUAACUUAUUAAAUUUUUCUCCUCUUGUUA